GAAUGAUUGUGAACAGCGGGUUGCAGCUGGCAUUGUUCUUCACCGUAUUCUUCGACAUGCUCCAGAACCCCUACUCCUCUACAAAGGUCAAGGAGAUGGUGCAGUGGCGAGCACUGCAAGGCCACUCCAACUCAAAUUUCGACUCAGACAACGGGUAUUCCCUGGUCAAUCGCCUCUGUCAGCAGAAGCUGUGGUCGUUCGAACAAGAAGAGUACAAGGAAAUGUUCGAGUACCUCUACAUGCCGAUGCCUGGAUGGAUUUUGAGCGUUCUGGCCAUCAUCAUGUGGGUGUUGACAAUGAUGGCCGAGUAUCGUCGCUGUUGCGAGCAGGGUCUGGCUCUCUGGAACCUCCCAAGGCUGAAGCGAG
This is a messenger RNA of Symbiodinium pilosum, 366 nucleotides long. NCBI's taxonomy places the organism in Eukaryota, Dinophyceae, Suessiales, Symbiodiniaceae. The record is from the annotation of a GenBank genome assembly.